UCAGAGGAGCUUCAGCUUCACAGAUAAGCAGCAAAGGCCAGUUAAUCAUUGACUUAAUGCUAAAUUUAAACUAAACUUCAGGCAAGACUUAAAUUGAGGCUGUGUGCUAAUAUUGUACUCUCAUUAAUCAAAGUUUCCACGUUGUCUUUGUAGAUACUUUAAUGUUAUUCCAUGACACCCUGCAGAUAUUUCUCACGGGCAUCUUGGCAGAGAUAAGGCAGCACAGUCACAGUUUUGGUUUGGUGAGAUAAGCCUCUGGUGUAAAAUGAAACCGGAGCUCUGCAUGACUCCUUUGUUUGCAUACUUGGCAAGUUUCAGGGUUGGGGUAAUGAUAAAAAUCCUACGAGGUUAAAAAAGAGGGAGUAUCUGCAGGUCAGAGUGCUGGAGAAAACCAGUGUGUUGUAAAUGUUUCUACUCACAGCAACAGAUUCAAAGCGAUAUGCCUUAAAGCUCCUCCAUAAAGCAGACUGUGCUGCAGGUGCACUGAUGAGAUUUACAGCAGAGCAAAGCAUUGACCAGCCCGGGGAGCAGCUGGAGGAAUAAUUACUAUAAUCAAAACAAAUCUAGAAGAACUACUCUGUUUUAAAACCCUACCAACACAACCCCACAACGCUGACACCCCAAUGAAAUGUGUGAGUGAUAUUUUGGUACAGAGAAGCUGUACUAAAUUGCAGGUUUACAAAUUCAAUUCGCACAUGUUGUAGGAAUCUGAAUUUGCAGAUCCCAUGCUACAAGUUUAUGAUCUUAUACCUUUCCCCGGGACCAGCAGCUGGAUUUGUGGUUCACACAUUUAGGUUAAGUUUACUUGUGUAACAGACAAACAUCUAUUACAGUUAUACGAUAACAUGCAAAAUGAAAGAAAGAGUCCUGCUUGACCACAGAAUUUUGAAAGAUUCUUCCUAAAGAGGUUAGAAAUCACAUGAGAAAAAUAAUCAAUCCUUUUUAAAUCUUGUGAGUGAUCAUUACUUAUCUUGUUGUCUCAGUUUAACGUUCAUAAGCAUGGUUGUAAAAUCACUUUUUGUAAAAAGACACUACAAUAACAGGUAUUCCCAAAACUAUUUUACUAACUUUUUUAUGGCUAUUUAUUAUAUUUUAAAACAAAUAUUUAUUGUUGUUGUAUGUUUUUUAUGUUAUUAUGUACAGCACUUUGUAUGAGCUUGAUUGUAUUUCAAGUGCUCUAUAAACAAACUUGAUUGAGUUAUUUUUUUAUCAAAAAAAGGAAGAAACUUUAAACCUCAUCUCAACACACCUCCACAUUUUUAUGGCUAUAACAGCUGCUUUGGGCCUGGACUUCCAACUCCUGAACUUGUAUUGCUGUUAUUUCGUAUUCAAACAGAAUUGCAACAUAUCCUGCAACAUCUUUCUUUCUUCAAAAGUGAAAAAACUACUUUUUUCUUCUUACUCACCUCCUAAAAUCAGACCAACAUAACAAUUGCUGACUAGGCCAACACGGGACCAGGCCUGGGGUUAUUUGAGGAUGAAUAACAACAACGUAACUGUUUAUUUAACUCAUUGUUUGAAGAUAUUCGUGUUUUUGUUGGUGAGUUUGUGGAUAAAUGGGACUAAAUGGACGGUUACUGGUCUCAAACCAAAAAAUAACGUAGAUCUACGAUCACUCACCUGUAGCUGCGAGGAGGAACAAAGCCACCGAAACCAGCCCGCCGAGAGACAUACCGAUAAGUUUGGUCCUUCUCUUCAGACACGACUACUUUCCUUCUUCACUAUACACAAAAAAGAUGAACAGAAAGGUUUCUCACAAAGACAGAACAAUAUUCCCAACUUUUUGUUCGUUGUAUCGAUGUUUCUGUCUGCAAUAACUGCGAGGCCUCACCUGAGGAGUCCGCCCAGGUGACAACAACCUUUCACUUCCGGUAAGUGGAUCCUCUCAGGUGCCGCAGUGACGACAGAGUGGAAAAACAGGUUAGGUCAAGAGAAAGCGCAUUCACAUUCAGGAAAGACGAGAGGAGGUGGAGCAAGCAAGUUGUAUAUUAGCCAGACUCAAAGUAGGCUAAGCUAAUAAAAUAACAGAAAAAAAAAACAGCUGGGCCAAGUCACUGACCACUUAGCUGUAAAAUCUGACUGAGAAGUUGGGUUUAGUCCUUCUUUCACUCAAGAUAAGAUACAGCUGAACGAUUUCGCGAGAUGUUUUAUCGCCUUUAUCUAUAUUUCUGUAUUAGUCAUUACUGACAUCACAGCAGAAGUGAAACCGUAAUGCAACAACCACUACAUUUUGAAAUGACUACAGUCUUGACUCAGUAAUGGAAAAUAAAUGCCAUUAAUUCCUUUAAAAUAAAUAUGACAAAGGAUAGGGGAGAGUGGGGUAAGUUGAGCCACCCCCUGUUGCCUGGAAAUGGUAAAAGAAAUUGAUCAUGUGACCAAAUAUUUAGGAGAUGGGCAUCAAUAUAGGAGUCUGUGAAGGUUAUAAGCACAUGGGAAAAGGGGUUUAGAUAUUUAUCUAAAAAAAUACAUUUUUCACUCUUGAAAGUGAAUUUAUUCUGUCAUGAGUUUUGUUAGAAUUGUGUUCAGACCAAAAAAGAUCAUUUUAAAUAUGUUUUAUACAUCAAUUGUGGUAUCUUUGAACUAUAACAUGAGAUCAAAAACCUAACAUAAUAGUCCACCAUUUUAGCUUAGAGGACUAUUAUGAAAUGUGACUCUGAUGAGAGGAUCAGAGUUUCAGUUCAGAUUAUUGAAAUGUGUUACUUUUUCUUUUCAAAAAUACAUCUGUGAAUGUUCUGAAUCACUUAAAGGCAUUCUCAUGUUAAAAUGUCUUUUUACAAAACAGCUUUUUAGCAGUUAUAUGCAAUAAUAAUAAAAAAUAAUUAUUGUACCAGUUGAAUAGCAUAUAAUAGAUAAAAAUACACAUGAAUGUGAAGAAGUGAUUCGGCUCAACUUACCCCGCUCCUAUGGUCAACUUACUCCAUACAUGGGGUAAGUUGGCCAUAGGAGACCACUUUUUUUGGCAUGCUAUAUUAUCAAGACAGUUGUGUUCACACUCAUUCUGUUGGUUUGCAGGGAUGCACAACAUCUUGAAAAUAUGCAGAUACACUAGUUAGAGACAAAAGUAUGAUUGCCUUGAUGUAGUGAUCUGAAAUAUGAAAGUGGCUCAUCUUACCCCACUCUCCCCUACUAUCAUGGUUAAAUGUUAUGAAAUGUAAUAUAACAAUAACUUGGGGAUAAUACCAAGCUUCCUCGUGGUACAAUUCAAUAUUUACAUUUAUUCUAACUUAAAUAAAAAAUUUAAUUCUUCCAGGAAUUUAAACCACUGUACAUUAUUUAAAUGUACAGCUGCUCUCUGGAAAUGUAUUAAAGCACAAUUCAACACAGAUACUGUGGCUGCUAGCAGAGUACAUUUUUCAUAUUAGUGCCUCAGGUAAACAUAGUUACAAUGGAUUUACUGUCUUUUACAUUGCUGCUGAAUAUCUGCCAUAGUGAAUGCAACAGUAUAUUACGUUGCCCUAUUAUGCAAUUAAUUUGUCCUCUUUUUCUCUCAUUUUAUAAGUGUUGAAAAUACCCAGGCAAGAUUUAGUAUAUUUAUAUUCUCUUUUUAAUUCAUUUGUGAAAAUACAUGUUGUGGCAUACAAGUUAUAAAAGGCUGAGUAUUACUAAUUUUCAUACAUAAAUCCUGUACAAAACCUACUCACACAAGACACUCCCUUUGUGUUUUUUCCGCUUCCCCAUGACUAUAGACCUUUCUAUCGUUAUCGUCAUUUUUGUCACACUUUCAGGUACAAUCUGGUUGAUGCAGUGCUGCCCUCUGCAGGGCAAUCACUGCACCUUCAGUACUUUUCAUACCAGUAACAGUGCAACUGCAUGCAAAUGGUCAUGCAUAAACACAUUUGAUUUGAUUUUGGCAGAAAGUUCCAUGUAUUGAGGAUUGUUUUUAUUAAUAUCAUAAGUUUCAGUUUUGUUUAUUGUCAUAAUACAGUACAUAGUACAGCAGUGCUCUUCAGUGCAAUUAAAUGAUUGUGCUUUGGCUACAUACCACCUACUCAACUACAUAUGUGAGUAAAAAUUCUUUACAUAAUGACCAGAGAGAUCAGCGUACCAUAUAAAGCAUAUUUUGUGUAAAUCUUUUAACAAAACCUUUAGUGUGAAUCUACAUAAACUUUAACAUUCAGAGGCUUACUGUGUUUUUGUGACAACAAGCUUCAGCUCGACAUGGAUCAUGUGUCUCAGGCACAAGUGAAAGGCAAAUAAAAAACUUUUGGUUUCCUUCGUCAUAAGAGUUUAGGGACAUUGUACAUUGUCCCCUCACAAUAGACUAAAGUAAAAUACAGACAUUAUUGCUCAUGCAUACAUUGGUCAAAACCUGUUUGAAAGUUUUAGUUUCUCUCCAUUUCAUUCAGUGAAUCCCUGCCAAAACUAUCGCUGAUGCCCUUCCCAGUUCUUAUCGACAGGUACAACACAAUCUUCCACUGGAGGGCCUGUGAGGCACAAGGUCUCCUCUAUCUGCCCUCUUCAUUUGGCAGCCAAGAAGAGACACGGGGGACGCAUUUCAGUCAGGCAAAAUAGAUUGCCUUCUUUAAAGAGUGAUGAAACUCAGCAUUAAUGUCACAUUGCAGUGUAAAACUUUACAUCACUUUUGAGCAGGGAUAAUUUAAAUCACCAGAUGGCUCAGGAGCAGCAGCCUUUAUCCCUCUAUAUAAUGUAAUUCAUCUACCAUCCUUAUUGUUAGUUCACCUGCAUAUCUUGUUUUCAAGAUAUUUGGAUACAGUCACAAAAACUACUGAUUGUAGAUAUUGAACCAAACAAAAUAUACAUCUCCACUCAGAGUACCUGUAAGUCAGAUUCAUGUUUUUCACUCAUCACUCUCUUUGGCAGAUCUGCCAGAAACAAACUCGGAUCAUACAGAUUUCUGCUGUACAGCUGAACAGCUGUUUCUUUGUGAGAGUAUUGUAGAGUAUAAAGGCUAUGCAUAAGUACAUGUGCUUAGUAUUGAGUGCAGACAUAUGCAGAGUAAGCAGGCCUGUGACAUAUCAGGUAUAUACUGUACGUAGAUGUGGUUUAACUUAUUGCACUUUGUGCAUACACACAACUUCAAGAGAGAGUCCAACAGCAGUCACCAGGUAAUUAUGGGUGCAGCGUUAACAUAUGCAGCAGUUUGAUGCCUUGUUCACAGCCAGUGAAUUUCCAGCAGCAUUGGAAGUGUCAUCAAGGUCAGCAGUAGGCCACUGCAGCUCUGAAACAGGACACUCCACGCUGAGCAGGGGAGGAGGAGCUCUGCAAUAAGAACAAUAAUGCAGGUUCAGAAGGAGGAGCAUUUAGCUCGGCGGUCAAUCAAACACUUUCAUUUGCAAGUAAAACAAAAGGAUAUGCAUAGCUGUAAUGCAGACUUGACUCGAACACAUGUAGCUUACUUUUGUCCACCACUGAGGUUUUGGUCGCGAUCACUGAGUCAGCAUAUUUGAUGUUGCAGGUGAAGUUGGACCUGCCAUUGGGUAGGCCUUUAAACAGCAGGCGACAGAUAUUGCCUGGGAAGAUGCGGGCUUUGGCGCGCUUCCUGAAGGGGGCAUGCUGCUCCUCGUCUGGGUCCGUGGUGUCAAAGAGUCGUUCACCAUGGGUAUACUUGCAGAACGGUUCUGGUGACUCAGCGGGAAGCGCAUAUUUGCAGUCCAUCCUGAGGUUGUGUUCAUCCAAAGAGCAGUAGGAUAACUGAAUGAUUUUCUGGGCUGAUGCUAAGCCUACACAAAGUAUGACAAAAAGAAUUAGAUGCUCCCUCAACCCAUUAGAAAUACAAAAUUGUAGAGUGAUUAGUGGUCCACAAAGUGAGAGACAAUCAUAUUGAGAGAGGAAGCAAGCGAACAAAGAGGAAAUUUUCUCAGUUGAUCAUGAAAACUAUAAAUUUUCUUACCAAAGAGCAAAAUUGUGGUAAAAAAGAACAUUUUCCAAACUUUCCUGCAAAAUAGAAAAGAAAGAAUAUUCAUUCAGAAGACAUAAUCUCAAGGCACUUACUAUACGCCACAACCACACAGCAGCUUCAUUCAUUUGUCAUUCACGUCUUUACAAUAUUGAGGUUUGAAUCAAAUAAAGCUGACACUGCUGUAAAGAGCAGGCUCAGAUUUCAAAGACAUGAAUACCACACUUCUGCAGCUCAUUGCAAACCCUCAGAGGUUACUGGAGAAAAGCCACCGUACCAUUAUACUAGACAACAAUACAGCCUCAAAGACAUAAACUGCAAACUUCUCUGGUGAAUUGCCAACAUUGACACAUUUCUGCCCUUAAUCUCCCUGGAGAACACGAGCAGAUUGUUUGCCGUCUUGUGUUCAAUAUGUAAAGAAAGCACAUAAAGCUGCUCACCUCUGUUUGGUUUGCUUGAUGCAAACCCACUCUCGCCUUCAUUCAAAUAUUUGCUCUAGUGCUGACUCCAGUGUUAAAACAAAUAAUCCAUUGAGGCUCAAAGAAAAUCAUUGUGCACCAAAGCACACUCCAAAUUUUGAACACAUCCAGUAAAUCACAGGACAUAAAUCACUCUCACCUUGUCUGAUGCAGUUUGAGCUUUCCUCACAGCUCUGCAGUGUGAUGCCAGGGGUAGAUACAGUAGAGGUCGGCUUAUAGACGAAACAGAGGAGAGAGGGAGGGGGACAGAGAGGGAGACGAGGGGAGGAGGAGAGAGAAGGGGGGAGAAAAUGCUGCUCCACUGGACUUUGGGGACAUUUCUCAGUAUUGUGUAAGGCUUUUCUAUUGAUUUUUACUUGCUGUUUUACCAAGGAACAAAGGAUCACAUGUCAAUAAACAAACAUGGAGAGAGUGAAGUUAUGCCCUGCGUGAAGAGGACAAAAGGAAACAUUAUGAUGAGGGUUUCAUUAGGUGAGACCCUUCAGCAGCUGUUCUACAUUUCCUUAUGCAGUGUUUCAGUCCAGUGGGUGUCAGCAGUUUCUCAGCUUCUAUCAUCUACAUAAAUUUGAAUAAAUACAUUUAGAAACUAAAUAAACAGAUGAUUAACAACAGCUAAUGAAACAAAGAUCUAUUAACAUCUUCAUGAGGGAUUAACAUAUGACAGACGUUAACAGAAGAUCACUGAAGUAGAAAAGAUGUUUGCGGACUGUGUCAGUUAUCCCAUCAUCACCACUUUAGUAUCAAAUUUAAACAGAAAAAAGCAUCAAUACAUGUCUCUUAUCCCAUAAAGCUGGCUAAAAUUAGAAAGUUAAAGUGUAUCAUUGGAUUUUAGCCCUAAGACGGCUUUUUUUUCAAGGGUCAACCUGGCAGAGAUCAUCCUGGAAAAUGAUCCAGGAUCAAUAUUGUAUCUGACACUAACAUGCUUCAACAUUUGAAUAAUGGUUUUGAGUUAUACUCUCUGUGUAUUUGUACCGAGGCUGGAGAGAAACAUCCUUUUCGAUCCCUGUGUAUGUACUGUACUCACAUAUAGCUGACAUUGACAACAGAAGCUUGAAUCUUGAGAUGAGAGCAAAAUGCGCCGCUCUAAUGAAGUCAUAGUCCCCCAAAACAAGUCAACACCAGAAGCUUUUCUUAAAAAUUAGCAGCAUUCUUUCACACUCUUAACUGUUAUUAGUACUGCGUAUGAUUUAGAUGAGUUUGUGACAAUCAACAACUAAGAGAAACUCUCACCAGUUCUGCUGCCAUUGCCUGGAUUGCAGGACAGGAUCUUGCUCCACUUUUCCCCUAUCAGAGAUGGUUGGGGCCUUGUAGCUUCUCCACCAGCUCUCCCAACCAGCCUUAAAUCGACGCUUCCUUUUGCCACAGUGUCAACCGGCAGAGGUAUGUGCCUGACAUUCCACAAAUCAAUUUGUUAUGAAGUAUGUGAUCAAGUUACUCCUAGCAUCUUAUUCGCUGUUGAGAAUUAAUCACAACUUUCAUGAUCGAUUAGAAUCAAGUAUUUAAGACUGCUGAGUAACUAUGGCACACAAUUUUUAAGUUGUUUGGACAGUUAUAUGCAUAUUUUUGUUUCAUGAGAGAAAGGGGCCAGGGAUCAGCAUGGUCAUAAUUCAUCUUCAUUCAGCUCGUUUGACACCUCCAUCAUUUUUUGGUACUUGAAUCAGCUGUUGUGAGACUUUGUAGUCUGAAUUUAAGUGGUGGAUAAACCAUCUUCAUCCCAAGAGAAACAUAUUACAAACAUGGCCUGACAUUAGCUGGCUUGGUGUAGAGGUACUCUAAUGUGGAAGUGCAUGCAGGACUGAGGCAUUUCUCAUCUGGUAGUGCUUGUAUCUUUGCAGCUAACUGAAUUAUAGAAUGGAUGAUAACAUAUGUAAAGAAGUUCAUGGCUUCAAAUGGCACAGCUUUUGUUAUUCCUGGAGUCAUUUUGUUUUUGGUUGUCAGGACACUUGGAGCAGUACCACCUCAGAGGAUAGUUUCAGGAUUCAGGACUGAGAUAUCUGCUGAGAUAUACCUGAAACAUCCCAGUAAUCAGUUGUAGUAGUUACUGAUUUUCCCUGUCACCUGCCUGAACAGAGACACCAUAGCAGCCCUUUUUGACUGUUUCUGUAUAUGGCAACAUAUUGAUGUAAAUACAAAAGGCUUUGGUUAUGGAAAGUCUGCAUCAUGUUGUCUAACACAUUGAUUGUAAGCAGGAUUUUUAAAUCCACAAAGCUGGAUAUAUUGUAUCCUCUGUAUCCUCUGCACACUGCUCAUCCAUAUUGUCAAGGUCUUUGCUGGACAGUUGCUGAACACUCUCAUUCUGAAGCAGUCUCAAAGGACCCUAACCGACGCUGUAGCACUCUCUGAAAGGCACAGCCACUAAUGAGACUGGGGAUAUCUGCUGCUUGGACUGUGAAUUAUAAAACAUAUCAGGCUGCAUAUUUUUGAGGUUUAAGGCUCCUACAUUUCCUCUAUUAGAGCAGAGACAGCAGGUGUAGUUUAGUGAUCCCUGCCAAAAGUUUACAUUAGAGAUUCUGUGCCCAAGAUUCCUGCUGCUCCUCUGCUGGAUGCUGCUGUUAAAACACUGCAGAUAAAACAGAGACCUCACCUAUUCGCCCUUGGUGAUGUACACUGAAUUAAAAAAAUACAAACAAAUCUGCACUAUAAUACUACACAAGGGUUGCAUUAGCAAACGAUGCCAUCCUUUUUUGAAGAUUUCUACAUUUCAGAGCACUCAGCUGUACAGUUUUCCAGUAAUUUGCCCUUUAAGUUUACCACUCAUCUUACUGUUUCUUUUCAAUAAAUCGUUGUUUCUCUUGAUCAAACUGUAAACAUUUCUGUUCCUCGUGUGGCAUGUUUUUAGGAAAAUCUAUUUUCUCACCCUGAGGAAAAGCAGGGCCACCAUUUCUGUGGGUUACAGACAGAUGCCAAAUGAAUGUGGCUAACCUUAUUCUUUUUCUGUGUGCAUUAGAUAUCUGUCUUUCUUUCAUCUAAAUGUAACAGAGAACAUUUUUAAAGAAUUGUUGAAAGAGUGCAAUAAAGCUUUUAUUUCUGAAUGAAUGAUAGAGUGUUAAAGAGUUUGCUCUUCUGCAAAAUUUUCAUCAUUGUGGAUCCCUGAAAAAUGUAUGAUACAUCACAGUAUAAUACACAUUUUUUAAGCAGUUUAGUGUAAAUAAAAUAUAUAUUUUUGUCCCUCUGUCCCAAGCUAUAGUGUUCAGACUGCAUUAGCACACUGUCAUCUGUUGCCAAAAUCAAGCCUCAGGCAAAGCAGCACAACCAGACGUGCUUUGUGGCUACAUCUGGACCAUAGACUGUAUAUACUACAGUCUAUGAUCUGGACACAAUGAACAACUAAAUGGAUUAACCUGGCACUUUGUCUCUAUUUGUAUGAAGUGUUUUCUACUGAAGCUUCUUGUACAAUAAAUGAAGGGAAAAAAGGAAGAACAUCUCCAGGACUUUACGGCUAUUUCUCAGGAAAAUCUACAGCAGGAGAAGGGUGUAGGUCACUCUUGUUAACUUUUAGAAGCUUAAACCCUUUGCAAGGCCUUAAGUUAAUUGAAAAUAUAAUUAAAGCUAACCCCCAAACCUUUUAAUACAUAAGAAAACGUCCUGCACUCACUCCUCUUUUACGCAAGAUGUCACCAAAGCGUCGUUUGCCAUAUUUAUUAUAUUAGUUCUGGUGCUUCCAGAAGUUGCCCUGCAGAGGGAACCCUACUUUAACAACGAGAUAUGAUAGCCCCCCAAAAAUAACUACUUUCUUUGUGAGGAUGGUAGCUGCAGAAAGAUGAGACACAAACACAGAGAUUGCUCUUGAUCUCCAGUUCCCAUCCAUUUUAAAUGAAGCAAAUAAGCCAUGAAAGCCUUCAUUAUGGGCGCUUGACCUUUCUGGACAGUGGAGUAACUUUGUUUCCUGAUACAUGGAAGAGUAGAAAAAAUCCCCUUGAAUUUCUUGGCUGCUUUUCCGUGUCAUGGGAAGAGUUAAGUGGGGAUCUUGUGGAACAUUUGAGUUUAACAGCAGAUGUCUGAGAGUGCGAGUGCACAAGUGAGGGCAUUCAGAGCAUCGAAUAGCUUUACACUGAAGUCAGCGCUGUGCUGCUGAAGCUGCGCCGCAUAUCAACAACACACGGGCUCAGCUCCGCCCUGGGACGGCGACCACAGGCUGGGGUAAGACCACACGACUCAUCUGCAGACUAGAGAAAAUAAGCUGUAAGCGUGUAAGUGGAAAUGAUUUUAAAUGGCCAUUUCGGUUUUUUGCUGGAGUGAGAUGAGCAUGUCCGUGGGUGUCUGCUGCUCCUUUUACCUGCAGUGAGGAGAGGAUGGGAGCUCUGCAGUCUACUGCAGCACUUAGACACUGCAGGGCGUAGUCUUUCUGCAUUUGGGCUGCAGGUUAUCCAGGCCUGCUAACGCUACCCUUUUUGGGCAUAGUGGCUUUGCAUUUGGCGCAGUUUUAGCUCGAAUGUGUUUGUUAUUAAACUAGCAUGGUGUGUUUUAUGCAUGCAUCACUGAUUGUAUUCUGAUAUGACUGCGUGCAAACUUUGACAUGAUGUCCCAUGUUCAACUUUGGCAGGUGUUAAGGCGGUGUGAAGGUUAUUGAUGUGAGUGGAUAGAAAUCAAUCAAUCACCAUGGAGCUGCAUCUGUUCGCCGCGGCCUGUCUCCUCUUUUGCAGGAUAAUGGUGACGCAUCAAACUCAACACAGUAUGUCUCAUUUUGUAUUUGACAAUUGCUUUUUACUGUGAAUUCUGCUAAAGAGACACGACUGUAAUUUGAAGUUUCACCCAAAAUCAGGUUGUUAAUUUUCUCUCAUUCACUUAGACUUAAGUUGUAUCAGGGGCUGGGAGUGGAUUCUUGUAUUAAAAUGAAAGAAAUGUACGUUUUGUUUACAUUUUUUGGUAAAUCUGAGGUUAUCCAUAAAAACUCAGGGGUGGGCAGUGAGGGCAUCAGUACCACAUUACACCACAAGGAUCAGUAACUCUACAUUUAGAUACUGUUGAAUCCAUAUGUUUGGGUUAAAGUGUUAAAUGUUUGCCGGAAGGUUAGGUAUCUCUUCUCUAAGUUUAUCUUUAGAUUCAUUACAGGAGGAUGGGGAAGGCUAAAAUACGGGGUUAUGCAAUCCCAAGUUUCAUAUCACAGUGGUUCGCGUUUAUUGUAUAAUUAAACUUUGAUGAUCACAGUUUUUUUUUGUUUGUUUAUUUGUUUUGUUUUCUUGAACUUAAUAAGAAUAUUAACACCAGCAACUCUCACAUGGUACGCUCAUGAUGCAAAAUUGCAAACUCUUUGGUCAGCAAGGUGGCACAAGUGGACCUUUAGAGGUUAAAAAUCAAGAUAUAUCUACUAUUUCAUCCCAAAGUAGGGGUAGUUUUCAGGGUUUGAAAUACUUUGACUUUCUCAUUCUUAUGCUUAGGGGAGCUUACAAGUUGAUGGCAGUUGUUGGAUUGGCACUAUUUGUAAAGAAACCAUUGGACGGCAAUUCUGUGUUAUUUAAGCAGUAAGUUACAUGGUAUACUUGCUGCAGAUUUAAAUUAGAUGUCCCAGACAGUUGACAUGAACUCUGAUCAUAGACUGUAUAUACCAUGGACAACUUGGUUCCGCCAUCCGCCAGUAUACAGAUUCAAAGCCAAAAAGCUCUCGGUAUUUCUGAGUUUUCUCUCCACUUCCUGAAACCAACAUUGAAUAGUAGUGUUGUACGCACUCCACCACUUGCGCAGUAGCGGGUAUGUUCUGUGUAAUUAAUUUCUAAAAUUUGUCCACAGCUCUAUAGGGAUUGUUGGAGGAUGCAGGAUUUAUGACCUAUACUGCAGCCAGUCACCAGAGGGUGCUGUUCUCGGAGUAGCUUCACCCAGCGAGGAGGCAGACGGCGUCCAUUCUAUAUACAGUCUAUGACUCUGAUCAACAAAAUUGUAGCCUAUACCAAAAGCACACAGUAAAUCUGACUGUCUCCAACCUGUAAAAAAACCACUAUUGUUGAGACACUAUGAAAUACUGAAGACGCACAGAGAAAACACAACUGAGUAGCCGCUCUGGAAAAAUACUGAUUUUUCCAAGAGUUUAAUUUUGCAGUAGGUACCUCACAUCUUGUUUGUGUGUCUUUCAGUGAACCCAGUGUACAAGUUUCUCUUUGAACCACGCGGGCCUCAGAUGUUUCCAUGUCUAACGUACCUGGAGAGGAACGUCAGGGUGGACUGUGAGUUUCCAGAAACCCACCAGAUCCCCGGGCCCUACUGCGAGUAUCGACAGGACAGUCGGCUGGUGGGCAGCACUUACCCCAACGUAGUCCUCUUUGUGUCCACAGAGGACAGAAGAAGGAGCAAUGUUAGCUUGGUUAGCCCAAACCUGUGCCGCCUCACCUGGGCCCCGCUGGCUGAUGAGAGGCCUUUUACCUACACCUGCAGGGUUUACCAGGGCAACACCUGGAAAGAGAACAGCAUGGCUGUCCAUCACAGUGAGUAGAGUUCACAUUAGCCUGCUUUAUUCUCCAAACACCAUUAGAAACACUAUCUAAUCUCCUAUUCUGAUCUUCUGCAGGGAUCCUCCCAAUCUGCUCCGCCAUCAGCGUUAUGUUCAAAUCAGCGCCUUGGCUUUUAUCGCUGGUGAUGUCACUUCCUUUUGCUGUGGGUCUUUUGAGUCCAUGACCUUUUACGUUUCAGUGUUAAAAUCAACGGACCUUUCUUAAAUGAUUUCUAUUUCAUUCUGGCUUUAUGGGUGUCAACACUGAUUAUUUGAAAUUCUAUCAGUUUAUUUUUAGACAGAGAAGAGAAGCCAUGAAAACCCCUCAACAUAAAAACACAACAUAAAUCAACCUCUCGUUGAACGAUCACCUCUUCUUGUAAAUAAGAUUCACAGAGACCUAUAUGUAUAGAAACUAAAUUGAUUAAAUUUAUUUAGAAGAAUUUUUUUUGUAAUUCUUUUUAAAGCUGCCUAUAGAUUUAUAUUGCAUCUUAUAUUGCCAAACACGCACUAAAAUAUUUGUACAUGCACUAAAUUUAAAAGGGAUAUAUGUCCUUGAGAUUUCAAGAAUUGAGAGCCCUUUGAAGUUUAAAUUUAUUUUGCAAUUCAGUUAAGGGUGUAAUGUUGCAGCUUUUUAUGUGCCAUCAGUUCAUCUCCUAAAUUAAACCUCUUUUCAGUGUCUAAAUUGCGCUCAGCUAUACGUAUAACAUGUAACUUAAAUAGGUAUCCAGGUGGCUGACAUAGGUAUUAAGUACUAGCAAUGAAAAACUGUACAAACACUGCCUUUCUCGCUUUUGAUGCUAAUAUCCAAUACCUUUAGUAUCUUUGAGAAGAAUGAAAACAUCUACAUCCAUACCCCAGGUCAAUAUGUUAUAGCAAAAACAUAUAUAUUUUUUUUCUUCCAGAAUAGCACAAUACCAGAGAUUUCUCCCUCUGGAGAGCAAUAAAACAAAAAGAGGACAUAAUUAGGAUGAUUUCUCCUUACUUGAAGAAAAACAAUAAUAUUAAUUCACUGUGUUUCACUCAGUGCUUCCUUGCUUAUCUCCGUACAGCCUAAAAACACAUGUUGAUGUUUGUUUCUAUUACAAAAUGUGGAUAAGAUGAGCUUGUACCUCUGCACUCAUAUUGUACUGCUUUUUAAUGGAUAACGAAUUCAUUAUGCAGUUCAGAUAACAUCUGAUGGACACUUAAAUCGAGUCUUGGCUGUGUGACGAGGACAAGAUAUGUUGGAAGUUUGAACAUUAGUUAUUCACUGUAAUAAUCCUGGUGCAUAAAAAAUGUAUUACUGUCUUGUGCAAGCAAGCAUGUGUAAUUAUACACAAACGUGAAUGAGUUUGAUGAAUGAGUAUUCAAGAUUUGUGCUUUUUAAGGCAACUUUGCACUCCUGUAGGCUCUUUUACUGCUGCUUACUUAAUUUGUUGAUGUUUUUUACUUUUUGUUUUUUACAUUUUAAACAGUAUUUGUGUCCACAGUGCUUCCCAUAUUUGCUCUUAUUUUUGUGCCUCACAGCUACCUAUAAUUUUACAAUACUUGUAGUGGUCCUCAUUACAAAGAUGUCUUUAUACUUUCCAAAUAUAUGAUCGGCUUGUUUAUUUUAUUUUAUUCUGUCACCAAAGGUUCUAUGAAUGUUAGUGGAAAAAUAAAACUACAAAUUGAACGUA
This is a messenger RNA of Xyrichtys novacula (pearly razorfish), 14418 nucleotides long. The record is from the annotation of a GenBank genome assembly. NCBI's taxonomy places the organism in Eukaryota, Metazoa, Chordata, Actinopteri, Labriformes, Labridae.